Gadus macrocephalus (Pacific cod) is the source of this 1305-nucleotide messenger RNA. RefSeq lists its product as uncharacterized. The coding region runs from base 143 to 1075 and encodes 310 amino acids. The transcript has 2 exons. The record is from RefSeq and is a predicted model, not a curated record. Gene Ontology annotation, molecular function: catalytic activity. NCBI's taxonomy places the organism in Eukaryota, Metazoa, Chordata, Actinopteri, Gadiformes, Gadidae.
AUCACACAGGAUGCACAGCAUUAAAAGACGCCUAAUGGCCUACGUCACCGUAAUGUGGGCGCUGAUUAGGAUGUUCCAGAACAAUCUAGAUGACCAAGGUUUAGUAUAAAAGAACCAACAGUCCUGUCAGUUGACAAUAUAAAUGAUCAAGAACAAACAAAUUUUUAAUGAUGUAGACGCCAAUAAUGCGGUAUCUACCCAGGGAAAUGUUAAAUCCGCCUCGACAAAGCCACGUGUGACAAAGUUGAGGUUGAUUCCCGAAACAAAAAAGAAUGCAGGGAAGGGGCCGGAGAGCGCGGACCAACCGAAAACCAUCACCAUAGACAACAGCAAGAGGAAGGGGCCGGAGAACGCCAAGAACGCAUCAGAGCCAGACAAAUAUGGACUUCUGAAUAUUAACAACAUUAAGCUUAACGCGGAUCAUUUGAGGAAAUUGAUUUCUGUCAAUGGUCUUGGCUUUAUGUUAAUAACUGAAACCUGGCUUGACGGCACCAAUGAUGAUGUUUUGACCGAUUCUUGUCCUGGAGGUUUCAAAGAAAUUCAUGUUAAUAGAUUAGGAAAAAAAGGGGGUGGAGUCGCCUUAAUUUAUUCAGAGAGAUAUUCAGUCUCCCAACAAUCAUUUGAGUUUAUUUCAGUGUUUGAAUACUUAGCAUUUACGAUCAAUGAGCCAAACAAAGCAGACAUCCUAGUUGUUAUUGUCUAUCGGCCGCCCCUAAGUAAGACAAAUAAGUCUACAAAAACACUCUUCCAUAGUCAAUUUAGAGUAAUGAUGUCCGAUAUACAUCGCGAUUAUCGUAAUAUCAUUAUAGCUGGGGAUUUUAAUUUUUCUAAACUAACAAAACCUUUCAUGUUACAUUUCCACAAAUUUGUUCAGCAUGUGAAAAAACCCACCCACAAGAAAGGAAAUAUACUGGAUCUAAUAUUUGCUAAGGGUAUUGAGGUUAUAAUUAAAUCCAAUAAAUUAAUUGAAUUUUCGGACCAUCGUUUUAUCAGUUUUAUCUCCGUUUUAUCUCCACCGGCCCUCACCACCGGCUUAGAAGAUCGAUUUCAAAGACUUGGGAUAAAGGAAAAGUAAACAGUCACUUUUCUUCUGACAAAUACAAGUCCCUUAGAAUAAAAGAGUCUGCUAAAUGCCCUGAAAGUAAAUGUGAACCAAAUGUUCAUCAUACAUUUUUAACCUGUAAAGUAGGACCUGGCAAGCAGCUCAGAAGAAAUAAUUGUUCCGAACAUACACGCAUGUUUUGCCUGUUUGUAGUAACCAAAUGUUAUUUUUCCCCAAACAAAAAUAAAACUUUUUAAAUUGAA